CUCCGCCCUUCACUUCGGCUUCUCACUUAUCACGUCUCAGUCGACGACAAGUGAUAGAAAAUACUCUUCGAUUUCACAACAGGGAUAUCAGACGGUGUGAGUUAGGCACAAAGUUUCUUUUCUAGCCGUGACAUGGCUGUUGUGAUGAGGUAGUGCUUGCCUCCAAGUCUUCUCAGCCCACCUCUAUAUUACUCUCUUUACCUCCUGUACUGAAACAUCCUCCAACAGACGUCCUACCAACACAUAGACACCCUUUCUCAGUCAUACUGCUUUAUAUCUUUGUCCACUGCAUGGCCGGAAUCUGCAGGUGAAACCGAUUGCCUCUUUUUACGGAGUUGGGAUUUGUGGAAACGGUGAACAAAAAAGCGACGACGAAGCAGUGGAACGAGGGGGGAAGACGAGCAGAGAUAUUGAGGAAGACAGCGAGGGCUCUUAAGAGAGUGACGAGUGUUUGAACCGUCUGCGAGGAACAAGGGGUUGCUAUGGCAACACAGAACGGUCAUACCAGUGUCCAUGUGUCAGACACACAGACGUGGGAGAGGAACAAGAAAUACACGGUGUACAAAGUGGUGGUGGUUGCUGCGGGCAAGACCUGGUUUAUCUUCAGAAGAUACAAUGAAUUCCACAAACUCUAUGAAAUAUUAAAGAAGAAAUUCCCUGGUGCAGACCUCAAGCUACCGGGUAAGAAGCUCUUCGGGAACAACUUUGACCCAGAAUUCAUCCGGCAGAGAAGGGAAGGCCUCCAUGACUUUAUCCAGAAGAUCAUUAACAAUCAACAGAUUUUACAACAUGGCGAGGUCCAAAACUUCUUGUCGCUCGAUGACCCAAGGAACAACUCUGACAACAGCGUGACAGACGAGAACAACACAGACUUCUUCAGCGAUCCCAAUGAUCCUAACACUAUCUUUCUGGGACCAUCGGCCAAUCCUUCGGCAAGACCAAGUGACUUUGAUUUCUUGAAGGUGAUAGGUAAGGGGAGCUUUGGCAAGGUACUGUUAGCCAAACACAAGAUAGACGGGAAGGUAUAUGCAGUCAAAGUGCUACAGAAGGCGGCCAUUGUCAAAAGGAACGAGGCCAAGCACAUCAUGGCGGAAAGAAGCGUGCUACUCAAGAACCUGAAGCACCCAUUCCUGGUAAGUCUGCACUAUUCCUUUCAGACGGCGGACAAACUCUACUUCGUCCUGGACUACGUCAACGGCGGCGAGCUCUUCUUUCACCUGCAGAGGGAGAAAUCCUUCCCGGAAGUGCGGGCCAAGUUCUACGCGGCAGAGAUCGCCAGUGCCAUCGGAUACCUACAUUCCCUGGAUAUCAUAUACAGAGAUUUGAAGCCUGAGAACAUCCUUCUUGAUCACUAUGGUCAUGUGAGACUAACAGACUUUGGUUUAUGCAAGGAGGGAAUCGCAGCCAAGAAAACUACUUCAACAUUCUGUGGUACACCAGAGUAUCUGGCACCAGAAGUAUUAAGAAAGCAGGAGUAUGACAGGAGUGUGGAUUGGUGGUGUCUUGGUGCUGUCCUCUUUGAGAUGAUGUCAGGAUUGCCCCCAUUUUACAGCAGAGACACGGCUGAGAUGUAUGAUAACAUUCUGAACAAGCCACUCCGAAUGAAGAGCUCCGUUUUCUCACCAAGUGCCAAGAGUCUCCUCGAAGGGCUAUUACACAAGGAAAGAGCCAAGCGACUUGGGGCAGGAGAGAAGGGUUUCAAGACGGUCAAACACCAUGAGUUCUUCUCCUCCAUCAGUUGGUCAGACCUGGAUGCUAAGAAGAUAACCCCUCCCUACAACCCAAGAGUGAGUGAUAACAUGGAUGUUAAGAACAUCGAUCCGGAAUUCGUCAGGGAACCCGUUCCAAAUUCUGUCGGCAAGUCCGUCGACCCCAACACAGUGAGUGCAAGCGUGCAGGAUGCUGACAAUGUCUUUGAAGGCUUCACGUACGUCCCUCCCACCGUCGGAUUAGAUGACCCUUAGGCAUGGUGCGACGAGAACAACCAACGAGUCCCCAUUCAUUGACUUACCUCCUAUUAUUAAUUUGUUUUAAUGUGAAAUGUUUUUAAAGAUUGAAACCAAUUUGACUCUGAAGUUUGCGCUUUGUGCCGAUUCCUACGAUGUAGCGUUGUUGUUUUGGUCAUUAUAAUCAGUGGCUAGUUUUGUUGUCAGGGAGUGAUACACUCAGCUAAAAUCAGUUGAGUCUAUGAAAGUUGUUGACCAACCGAAUUCUCAGAAAUUGAUUUUAUCUCUAAUGAAAUUGAAUUUAGCUUUCACCGAACCACCUCUUGAAGUUGAUUGGUUAAUGCUUUUUGACCCUCAGUUGGGGGAACAGUGAUCAUGCUAAUUCUGAGAUGAAGGUGUUUUAUGACAAAUCUACAGUAUUUGAAGAGUUUUUAUCCUCACUUUAAUAUGUAAAUUGGGAAGAAAGAGAAGAAACUUUGUCAGAUUCCUGCAUGUAAUUCUGGCAGGUCGUGAGAAGAUUAUUUGUAGUUUCGAGUUCAACUCAUGCUAUUAUUGCCAAGUCGAUUAUUUUCUUGCCUUGUAUAGCAUCUUAUUUUGAAAACUCAGAUACUAUAUUUAUAUCUAUACAGACCAAAAAUUUAUAGACAGUUUGAGUUUGAAGUGAUGGUUAUGACCUAUCAUGCAUGGGAUUUGAUUGUUUUGAAAAAAUAGGUAGACUUCCUAGAAUGUUUCAAUUCAGAUUUAUCUGUUACUAAAUCUGUACCGGAUUCAGUAGUUGAAUAUUUCUUUGAUCAUGAAUAUAAGAAUCUAUUUUCACAAGAUGUCAGUGUUGCAUAUCCUUUGUUCAUUCUUCUUCCCUUUCGUCCGUUCUUUCCUUUCUUUACACUAUCUUUUAUCCUUCUUCCUCUCUUAUGUCAUAUUUGACAUGCCGGACAUGUUGAAUUAGUGAAGCAAAACGUGCUGUAUUAGAAAUCUGUAUGUGUGUUUCACAAACUAUAAAUAAAAUUAUUCUUCAGAAAGUAUGAAUGAAUCAUUUCCUCUUAAUCUCUUUCACAUUCAUUCCCAACAUACUUUUUUCUCUAUACAGGAUUUAAACAAUGACACUGUUCCUGUCUUUUGAUGCCGACAAUAAUUCUUCUUGGAAACUCUGAAUUUGAUUUCUGUCUUUUAAUAUCUUUCCACCCCCACAAAUACAUUCAAAACUUUAUUGUUCUUUUGAUUGCUAUAUUAACGAUUUGAUUAAUCUUUUGCCAUUCAGUUUGAUAAUGGUUUAAUGAUAAGCUUUUGUAAAAAAAAAAUUGCGAUUGAGCACGUUGCACUUCACACCAACAUUUUAGAGAGAAAAAUUAUUAUACUCCAGCAUUCUCCAUUCAUAUGUAGCAACCUGUGCCUUCAUACAUGAAAAUUCUCUCUUUUUGUUGCUCAUUUUAAUUCUGGAAAGUUUUUUUGGAGGCUCCAUUAAAUUGGAAUGCGGGAUGGAAAGUGCUUUAAUAAGACAGUGUGUCUCCUUUCUAACUUUGUUCUGUAUAUUGCUUAUCAUACUUAUAAUUCUCUUUUCCUUAAUUUAUACCGUACAAAUUUACAAGUUGAAUAAUAUUUUGUAAGUGGCCCCUUAGAAGGACACAGUAGGAGAAAUAGAAAAGGAACAAAUACAUUACAAAGAUUGAGAGAUUUUUGUAAUUGGAAUGUGAUGUAAAGAGAUAGAUUUACAGAGUAAGAGAUUCAGGGCAUUGUAAAAAAAAUGUAAAUAUGUACAUGAUUCAAUUAGAUGAAAGAAAUAAGAGAAGAAAUACAAUACAAUUGUGAUGUCAAUGUCUUGUAAAUGUAUUCAAAUUCUUAUUUUGGUGCCUAUACAUAUGCAUUCUUGUUGACUAUUGCUUACUAAAGAAUAUUUUAUUUGUUGAAUUUCUGAUGAAUCUUUAUCAUUAUUGCAGCUUUUGUCAUGUGAGUUAUUAUUGGAUUUGUCCUGAAAGCAAGAAACAAGUAAUCUACGGACUUUAUGCAUUCCCAUCAUGCUUUGCCCAGUGACCUCGGAUUCUAUUGAUUAUGAAAAGCUAUUGAAGGUUCUAUGCAUUAAUUCUCUUAUUUUGUUAAGUUUGAUAUAUAUUAUGACAGGGAAUUUUUAAAAUCAAAUUUGGAGAGAAAAAAAUGCAGGGACAUUUGAAUUUCAAGAUUAGCUGUCUUGAUGCUUUUCAAUAUGUAAAAUACAUUCAUUAUCAUUCAAUGUUGACCAGAAUGUUUUAUGUUUGAAUUAGUGGGUUUUUUUCCCGUUACAAGGAAAGAAAAAGAAUGAUUAUUUUACGAACAAAUUAUAUUGAACUGCUGCUUUUAAUUUCCCAUCCCACCUUAAAUGCUAUGUAUAUUUCAAGAAUGAUCAAGAAUAUGUCACUGAAAUUUUCUUUCGCUGUAAAUGCCAUGCGUACUGCCAACUUCAUGCGUGUUUUAGUGCUUCCCUCCCGCCACUUUGAUUUGCUUUCAUUACAGUGUUUCAGAUAUAUUCAGGUUUGCUUGCUUUCUGUUCUCUUCAGGAAUUUUAUUGUUUACUGCCCGUUUAAUGUAUGCAUCAUUGAUAAUAACUUCGGAUGAGUUGUUUUUGAAAUAGUAACAAAUGCAUUGUUUUCAUUUGGAGUUUUCUCACAUAGAUUUAAACCUUUUAAUAUUUUGUUGCAAUAAUGAUGUUUCUUAUUACACCAAAAAAGGUUUUGGUUCAUAGGACAAAUAUAGACAGUAAUAUUAUUUCGACAUUGUCUCUUUUUAUUCCUAUUCUUCUUGUUACAAUCCAUUACCCCGGCAUUGUACAGCGUGCUAGGUUUAGUUUAUUUACAAGUUAUUUCUGUCUUUGAGAAAAACUCAUUUCAAUGAAAUUGUGUGUGUAUGCUAUGCUCUUUUUCCCAGAUCGAUGGUUUGUUUUAUGCCAUAUUUAUGGACAGAGUAAUUCUGUAAAAUGAAUAUACAUACUUCUGAUUUGGCUGCAUUCAUUGAAAUGGAUCGAAAGUUUAAAGAAUACAAAGUUACAUAUUCAUUUCUAUUGUUAUACUGUUUCAGACUUGGGUUCAUAAUUCACAUAUGAUUUCAGCAGUUGUAGGGGAGUGGCAAAAUACGUUUGCGAUCAAUUGCAAAUUUUAUGAUGUGAAUUAACAAUUGAUAUAUAUCAAUUGAUACCAGAUCGAAUUGAUUUUUACUGCUCUUUAUAGAUGAUAAUGUACCAGAUCAUUUGAAUUUCUUCUUGCUUAUGAUUCUUAGAUUAUUUUUAUUUCAGGUUUUGCAAUAACCAGGUGCUGCAUACAAAGUAAAACGCAUGUGUGGAGACAUGACAUUGAUUUUAUUUUAAUUUAUUGCUUAAUCUUCAAUGAUUUGAUUUCAUGUUUUUAAAUUUACAUUUAAAUUAUUUAUGCUUGCAUCAAGUUGAAUCAUGUAGCUUCUAGAAUAGAAAAGUUAUUGGUUUAUUUUAAAACUCAUCAUUUGAUGAAUGUAGUAGAUGUUCCUGUAUAUACAAUGUGGUAUGACAUUGCCUCCAUACUUCUUGAACCUCAAAUGAUAUAAUCCUUCAUGACAAAUCAUGUCAAUAAGAAAUGCGGCCAAAUAAAAAAAAGUAUGCGAAUCUACUUCAUUUGACAUUAACUCAUUAUGACCAGUAUUCUAUACAUUGUCAUUGAUUUGUUGUUAUUAGUAAGUUCCAAGGAAAUAAUUGUAACAUUUACAACAGACCAAUUUAGUUUGAAGGACACCUUAAGAUCUAGAAUGUUUCAUUAGAAAACAACUCAUUUUGUAGACCACGCUCUUUAUAACAAUAUGCUUUUUUUGAGUAGUGCAUGUCAUGUAUUAAGGUAAUUUCUUGGAUGAUAGAAACAAGAUUGUAGAGAUAUUGCCUUUCUAAUGAUUUCCAUAAAUAUCAUCAAAAAGCAUCGGCCAAUCAAAAGCUUGCUUGCUUUAUGAUGAUGGUAAUUUAGAUGACUUGCCAAAAUGAAAUACUGGUAUUGUAACUUUUUCUGUCGAAACUGCUUGCAUGGAAUUGUCUUUGAGUACAAAGUUGUCAUCAAAGAUACAUGUACCUAGUGGGAAUUGUAAGAAUGAUUGCAAAUAUCAAAUCAAAUUUGCUAUGAUGAAUCAAUUUUAUCAAAUGCAAAUUAGUUAUACUUUCUCUUUUAAGAAGACCAACCAGCAUGUCCUUAUUUCAAGUAAGCUAUGUGUGAUUGAAUUAGAGAGCUACAAUUGAAUUGCAAUUGAUUGCUAGUGUUAUUGAAUGCAUACUUACUUGCUGUACGGUAAGCCAAUCAGCAUCAGGUGUGAAUUACUGUGGUUAAUCCUGAUUGGCUAAUCAUGAUUGCAAAUUGUUUUGCAUUCAGGUUGAUGCAAUGAGUAUCUCAUCCAUUUGAAAUCAUGUUUUGUAUGCCUUUCUGGCAUUCAUGCACCUUUUUGAAGGUGAGCAAAUAUCUUUGGGAGAAAAUCCAAAUGUUACAUGUAGUGUCUUUGAUUGUACAAAAAUUAUCAUUGUAUUCAAAUGUCUUUGAAACAAAUUUUUGUACAUAUCUCUCAUUUUAUCUUAUUUUGUAAUUCCAAUUUGCAAUUUAAACAGUAUGCUAGUUAUUGCAAUUGUGUCAUAUGUGACAAAAGCAAGUCAGUAACAUUCAAUGAUCAAUAUAUUUCUGAAUCUUUGUUGUUUUGUGUAAAAAAAAUGCCUCAAUCUCUUAAAGCUUUCUGUUUUAAACAUCUCAUAUUCCUGUACAGUAUAUCAUGAUAAUUCUAUUGAUAAAUCUUGUAUAUAAAAUAUAUAUUAUGCAGUGAUAAUAUCUCAGAUUUGUCAUCUUUUAUGUAUUCUGUAUCUGUCAAGAAUUUGAAGGACAUUAUAAUGAAGUUAUAAAGUACCCCAACCCUUUCAUACCAUGGUCAAUUUUGGGGGGUAUAAUCACCUUCAAUAUCAAAUAUUCAUGGGCAUUUUUUGAAAUUAAUGCAUUUGACAGUAACACUAUUUCAACAAUUUAUUGUAAAGAACUCUUUUCAUUUUGAUUUUAUUUCAAUAUUCCUGUCAUUUUUGGGGGGUUCAGAAUAUUUCUGGAGAUAUAUUUAUUGUGUUUAGGAAUUUUGGUUGAGUUGGAUAGUCAUUUAAUCCAGAUAUUGCUUUCAUGAGAGAAUCAGGGGACAAUAUAUUGUUUGUUAAAUUUUUCAUAAUUAAUGUAAUCGAGGCAUAAACGUAUGCUGAAUGAAUCUUUGUUCCCACAAAUUAUCAUUCAACCCCCGAAAGAAUCAAUUUUUUUGCAAAUGGAUUUUUAAAAGUACCAUGCUACUUUGUAAAAAUAGUAGGUUCGAUCAGGAGCAUUUGGCCAGUUUUCUUUGUCACAAUAAGGCAUGGAAUCUCUUGAACUGCGAUUAUCCACCUGGGACUGGUUAGGCCAAUUUUUUGCUGAUUGGUGACUCUCUGUUAACCAAAAUGACAAAGAUAGCAUAUGACAAAUUUGCUGGAGUAUCAGAAUGAUACCCUUCAUAGCGAUGUCAAUCAAAUUAUCAAUGAGUACCAUGAUGCGCCCAGAUGAAUCUCUUUAGUAGCUGCACUGUCUUAAAUGCAGACUACCAACCUGGCGUGCCUGACCUGUUUUUAAUGAGACACUUUUUGUCCCAACCCAAGUUUUCCAGAUUUUAAGAAAAUGUCUCACUAGUUCUUUGUUUUCAAAUCCAGUAACUGAAAUAACACAGCUGUUAUUUUUUUGAAAGAAUAAGUAAACCUAGCCGACCACGGAACAUGGUCAGUGCGAUGAAUAAAAGAAUUAAUGUGCACAUAUUACACUCUUGAGUAUUAAUUUAAAAAAAAAAGUGGCCCACAAGAAGAUAAAUUGGUAAAAUAUGUAAACUUGGUUGUUUGCUAGUGGUUAAUUAUACAUGCAGUAGUCUGCAGGCACAGACCCUGACACUACAACCAACAAAUGGAUUCUGAGACAAGUCCAGAAUCAGUUAGAAUUUACUUGUACCACACAAUACACAUGUACUUCAAUUUAAGCCCCAGUAGGCUUAAAAAUCAGACUUUAUUAGUGUGUUUCGAGAUGGACCGAGGGAUCGGCAAGCCCGGCGGCAAGCUGUGAUUGUAGGGCCAUUGAUUGUUUUAUCAAGGAAUGGUUUCAAGACGAGACAGAACAGAGCAAUGUAAUAAAUAUUUUUGUAUAAUCCAA
Lytechinus variegatus (green sea urchin) is the source of this 8107-nucleotide messenger RNA. Its product is annotated as serine/threonine-protein kinase Sgk1-like. The record is from RefSeq and is a predicted model, not a curated record. The transcript is spliced from 12 exons. NCBI's taxonomy places the organism in Eukaryota, Metazoa, Echinodermata, Echinoidea, Temnopleuroida, Toxopneustidae. The coding region runs from base 483 to 1964 and encodes 493 amino acids. Gene Ontology annotation, biological process: protein phosphorylation. Gene Ontology annotation, molecular function: protein serine/threonine kinase activity; ATP binding; phosphatidylinositol binding.